Rhododendron vialii is the source of this 1124-nucleotide messenger RNA. RefSeq names its product transcription factor RAX2-like. The record is from RefSeq and is a predicted model, not a curated record. Lineage: Eukaryota; Viridiplantae; Streptophyta; Magnoliopsida; Ericales; Ericaceae. The coding region runs from base 96 to 881 and encodes 261 amino acids. The transcript is spliced from 3 exons.
CUCUCUCUUUAAAAACCACAUGCAGCCAAAGCCCACUGAUUAGGUACUUCUCUCCUGUAAUAAAAAGUUCAAAGCACAAACAAUAGUUAUUGGGCAUGGGGAGAGCACCUUGUUGUGACAAAACCCAGGUGAAGAGAGGCCCAUGGUCUCCUGAAGAGGACUACACUCUCAAGAAAUAUAUUCACACAUUUGGCACUGGUGGCAAUUGGAUUGCUCUGCCUCAAAAAGCAGGACUCAAGCGCUGCGGCAAGAGUUGUCGUCUGAGAUGGCUCAACUAUCUCAGGCCAGACAUCAAGCAUGGAGGUUUCACUGAAGAGGAAGAUAACAUCAUUUUGACUCUAUAUAACACUAUAGGAAGCAGGUGGUCAGUCAUAGCUUCUCACUUGCCGGGAAGAACAGACAACGAUGUGAAGAACUACUGGAACUCCAAGCUGAAGAAGAAGCUACUGGCACUAAACACUAGCCAAGCCAUAAAUUUCGGCUCAACCGCGCCCGUAUCGCCAUUCGUGCCUGAACUCGACAAUUACCAUCACUAUUAUGGUAAUAAUUCAGAUAUUGUUUCCAACAUGAAUUAUUAUCAGCAAAACCUAGUCCUUCCAGAGGAGAUGCUGGUUUCGAACCCGGCUCAAGCCUCCGGUAUUCCAAGCCUCAUGGAAGAAGUUCCAGAUCAAGUUGCAGGCCCAUGCGAAGAAGCUUCGAGCAUUUCGGCUUUCGGAGACGAAUAUCGGGUUUGGUCCGGUAAUGGAGGAGUUGAAGAUGAUGGGUUCUUAACAGGUUUGAUAGGGUCUGGUUUUUCAGACACUAAUCAUCUUCUUAAUGGCAUUGAUUCUCAGGAGAAAACCAGUGGGGUUUAUCCAAAUUUAGCUAACACCCUGAUCUAAUCUAUUGCUUUGGCCCCCUAAUUAAGUAGUAUUUAAUUCUGACCCUAUGGUACAAAUUGAUGGCAUAAGUAGAAAAAUUGAUAAUAAAUAAAGAUCGAUUCAGACAAUUAAUUAGGAUAGGUGUGUAUGUUUGUUUGUUUAGUAGUUUAAUAAUUAAGGUUAUUGUGGUUUGAGAUGAACAUGUUGAAUCAUGUAUUUAUGAUCGAUGGAUUUGAUAUUAAUUAUUAGCUUAAAGUAUAUCCU